GCAGGAAGAUAGGAAGGGAAGGAAGCGUAUAUAGCUUGCCGUUUAACGUUUUACAUACAUGAACCUUGUCAAAGUGCUCGAGAGCUAAAUUAUUAAUAAAUAUAAACCAACUGGCGUGACUUAAGGCAUUGUGUCUUUGGCCACGGUGAAGGCUGGGAAUAACCAUCUAGCUGUUGAUCUGGCUAGCUCGUACAGGACAUUUACUCGUUUUAACCAAAUGUUUUAUUAUGGUGGCAAUGAGUUGAGAUGCUAACAUUAGCCUGACUGCGCUGCCGUUGACGACUAGCAAGAUGAACGAAGGGCAGCAUGUGAUCAAACCACCGACCGAAACGAACGAGAUGCCGAAGCGACAAGCUGAGGGUAUCGGGAACUGGGGGGACGCUGACCACGUAGGAAAGAAGCUGAAAGUGAAUCCAGAUGAGCAAGAAGAGAGGAAAUUCCCCAAGAGAAAAGUGGUGCUGCUCAUUGCAUACUCUGGCAAGGGCUAUUAUGGCAUGCAGAGAAAUGUUGGAUCUAUCCAGUUCAAAACCAUUGAAGAUGAGUUAGUCAUGGCCCUGGUCAAGUCAGGGUGUAUUCCAGAGAAUCAUGGAGCUGAGAUGAAGAAAAUGUCCUUUCAGAGAUGUGCAAGAACUGACAAGGGUGUUUCUGCAGCAGGUCAAGUUGUGUCACUUAAACUUUGGCUAAUAGAUGACAUCUUGGACAAAAUCAACAGCCAUCUACCAUCACAGAUCAGGGUGUUGGGACUGAAACGAGUAACCGGUGGCUUCAAUUCCAAGAACAAGUGUGAUGCCAGGACGUAUUCUUACAUGCUUCCGACUAUUGCCUUCGCCCCCAAAGAGCUGGACCAUGAGGAUGGAAGCUACCGCUUGGAUAAGGAAACCCUGCAGAGGGUAAACCGACUGUUCUCCUGUUUCAAGGGUACACACAACUUCCACAACUUUACCUCCCAGAAGGGCCCACGGGACCCCAGCGCCCGGCGGUACAUCAUGGACAUGGCCUGUGAGGAGCCCUUUCAGCGGCAGGGUAUGGAGUUUGCGGUCAUCAAGGUGAAGGGACAGAGCUUCAUGAUGCAUCAGAUCCGUAAGAUGAUUGGUUUGGUGAUCGCUGUGGUGAAGGGCUAUGCCAAGGAAUCCAUUCAGGAGAGGAGCUGGGGUGAAGAGAAAGUGGACAUUCCCAAGGCUCCUGGGCUGGGCCUGGUGCUGGAGAAGGUGCACUUUGAGAAGUACAACAAGCGCUUUGGGGAUGAUGGAGUUCACGAGCCCCUGGACUGGGCCAAGGAGGAGGAGCUCAUCGCAGCAUUCAAGGAGGAGCACAUCUACCCUACCAUAGUUGAUACAGAGCGAGAGGAGAAGUCCAUGCUGAGCUGGAUGAAAACUUUGGACAUCCAUGACUUUGAGGCCACUGUGACAGUGCCCCAGGGUAACCGAGACUUGACACAGGAUGAUGAUGAAGAUGGAAAUGGAUCCGAUUAAAUGCUCAAUGAAACUGGACAGACACCAUUUGCUCCUGAAGAAGGCAUUGCUUAAUGUUUGCUGAGGAAUUAUUAGUUUUCCAUUCCUGCUCAUAAUAAAAGUUUUUUUUAGCAUAACUCGGGUGCUUUUCAUGUAAAGAGUGAUUGUUUUAUCAUUUGGACAAGGAGUGAUUUGUUUUUCUGUUAUUUAUGGUUGUAUUAAAAACAGGGUUCUUGUCUAUGGAGGGUACGAUCUCAAGGAGUACCUCAAGGUUCAAGGAGUAAAUAAAUUUAUACAAUUACCAAAUGUGACUUCAUGCUGCUGACAACACUCGACCAAAUUCCUCCUUCUACAUUGUGGAUGUAAAUAUAGCAAAAAAGCAAGACACGGUGUAGAGUCCAAAUUUGCAUAUUUUAUUAUUUCUGUUAAAUUUCUCUGAGCUUUUUACAUAUGUUGUAUUUGCAUGAAAUGUAAUACUUUGUUUUCAUUUGUAUUUAUUUCUGUAUGGGGCUUUGGUAGUGGGGGGUCAAGUGAUUUUCAAGAUGAUUUUGAAUAGUUCUUUAGGCAAAAUAGCCUGGACUUGCAUAGUGGAAAAUACAUUACAAGGUGAUGUGAAAUUUUACAAGCAGUGAAAGGAAGAACAAUGAAAUAAACAUGUAAUUAUUUUCA
Conger conger (European conger) is the source of this 2120-nucleotide messenger RNA. RefSeq names its product pseudouridylate synthase 1 homolog. The transcript is spliced from 6 exons. Gene Ontology annotation, cellular component: nucleus. The coding region runs from base 291 to 1472 and encodes 393 amino acids. The record is from RefSeq and is a predicted model, not a curated record. Gene Ontology annotation, molecular function: RNA binding; pseudouridine synthase activity. Gene Ontology annotation, biological process: tRNA pseudouridine synthesis; mRNA pseudouridine synthesis. NCBI's taxonomy places the organism in Eukaryota, Metazoa, Chordata, Actinopteri, Anguilliformes, Congridae.